UAUACAAUUUUAAUUUAUACAUUAAAAAAGAAUAAUUUCUUCAAAAAAGUAUUAUUCAAUUCUUUAGAAUUAUAUACUAGAUAAAUGUCCCGUUGAGAGAAAUACAACAAGCGAUAGGUUGAUAGUGUUGUAUUUUUCUCUAAACCAAAACCAAAACUAAAAUCAUAUAGUAGAGAUGCUAUACAUUGCCACAAUACUUUAUCUGGUAACUCUGAUAUACACGUAGUUACUGCAAAAUGAUACUAAAUAUAGUCGUAGCUAUACCCCUAAACCUUGCACCUAAUCUCAAUCAUGACAAUUGUUGCAGUUAGAGUUUCUUUCAGGCGAUUUAGGUUUUGGUUUAGAGAAAAGAGAACACUAUCAACCUAUCAACGGGCCAUCUCGUAGAUGAAUUAUGUGCAUAAUCCGUAUUUUGUAUUCUAACCAGAUCAAGAACAACUCAACUGGUCUCAAUAUCUAGCAAACUUUGUACAAGGUUGUAUCAAAAAUGUCAUAACAUGCAUUAGUGGUAUCAGGAUAAAACUAUCUAGAGGUCAGAGCAGCUGACAUACAAGAUGGCGUCCUGUUCAAGCGACUUGCUACAUGUCAUCACGACCUGCAAGAUUUAAUAUAGAAAUAAUUCCAUGAAAAACUCAGAAUAUCUGGCAACACUGCCAAUGACAGAACAAAGGGUCGGGAUUUAUACAGGCCUUAGGCUCUUCUAGCAGGAAAUGUAGAUUGGCCAGAAUUAAUUAGAUGAUUAUCAUUGGAGAGAGUAUCAACUCCCAAUAAAGAUUACUGUUUUGUAUGUUUUCUUUUUAUUAUCUGUAAAAUAGCUUUAUUAUUUGUCUAUUUCAGCAAGUAUGAAAGAAUGAACGAAGAUAUCAACUAUGGACUUUGAUGGUACAUUAUGGCAUCACGAGGCAGAGGUGGACUGUCUAGAUGAAGCCGACACACUCGGAAGAUUUAGUGCCUGUAGUCAACCGUCCGGUCACGGUCAACUAGUGCCGGUCACGUCGUUCACACAGGACAACCUGCCGGCAGACAUGAUAGACCUACUGGACGCCAUCCUGGCACUGGCUGGUAUCACGGUCAAGCUGACCGUCAAACGUACCAGCCCCCACCGGCCGGAGUUUUUCCCCGACUCAAGACGUCCCUACCCCCACCACAACAGGCGGGGCCAAAGGGUCAUUUUGUACGGGAGUGGUCGAGUGGAUAGCGUGAGCAUCCACCAGCGCGAGCCGUGCCCGUGUACGGGAUGUGUUCAGUCGGGUGAGCCACGAGUGUGUUGGGGAGAAAUCCUGGUCAACACGGCAGCACAUUGCGUGUUUGACACGGUAGAAGCACAACGCACCACCUGCACGUUUGAUUUUGACAGUGCCGACAGCCCAGCGUUUGAUGUGGCUGGGCUCGAGGCUAGAGGGGUGGAUGUUGACGGGGACAGGUGUCUCCUCAGGUGUGUGUCUCACGACGUCGACAAGUUAGCUCCCCUUGAAGCUCGGGUACAGCUGUUCGAUCGCCUGGCUAGCGACGUGUGUGAGAGGUACAAAGGUUGUAAGGACGAGAACAGACUCGCUGUCAUCGUCUCCCACCCACACGGCCGCUAUAAGCGCAUCUCUGUUGGUCAGUGGGUCAACAGGUUACCUAAGGGCAUCAACGACGCCAUGUUUGAGUACACGACAGCAACAUGCCCGGGCAGCAGUGGGGCAUUUGUCUUCAUGCCGGGGAGGGAAGGCUACUGGUCGGACCACGUCCAUAGCUGCUACAGCAGUCAGCUCCAAUUGAAACGUUGUAGUGCUGGGUACGAUGUUUGACUGACGUCAGCUCCAACUGAAACGUUGUAGUGCUGGGUACGACGUUUAACUGACGUCAAGCUCAACUAAAACGUUGUAGUGCUGGGUACGACGU
This is a messenger RNA of Physella acuta, 1887 nucleotides long. RefSeq lists its product as uncharacterized. The record is from RefSeq and is a predicted model, not a curated record. NCBI's taxonomy places the organism in Eukaryota, Metazoa, Mollusca, Gastropoda, Physidae.